AACACUGCCAAUUUCGAAUAAUUUGUUGCUGUCUCUCCGUCGCGCCCCUCCAUCUAUCUUCCCCCCCCUCCUCCCUCUUACUUCUUACCUUUCCCCCCUUUUCUUCCAUGCCCCUCCUCUCUUUCAAAAAUCCUACCUAUCCUUCAUUUUGUCUUUCGCUCCCUCUCACUACCCCGCCGCCUAUACAACGUUCAUCGUCUCUCUAGCUAUCAUCCCCUCCCCCUCCCCCUCCAUUCCCCCUUUGCCCAUCCGCCCGAGAGCGUGCCUUAAUCCUCCUACCUCCGCCUCGUCGUCGUUAAAUAUCCCCCCUCCUUCAUUUUCUACCCAGGUACUUUCGUUUGUCGGUUAUAUUCCUUCAGAGGGUUAGCAGUCAAUGAAAGGACACUUCCCCACAAGUAUACAUUUAUAAUAACCCGGAUUCAACAAUACCAACCAUAAUUUUCGGAAUACCGAGCGAUUUCAACAUCGAUCCCGGCUGUCGCAACAUAUUCGCUUUCACAGGAUAAUGCACGAAGUCAUGACCGUCCCGACUGCUGCAACACAGUCGACCAAGAAGACUGUUAGUGUUCAGGAGAGAAAGUACAAGUGCGCUUACUGUUCAAGAGCGUUUAGUAGGUCAGAACACAGAAGCAGACAUGAGAGAUCACGUAUGUAUUCUCGCUAUUUUCCCCUCCCCGGGGAUUUACUCGGUUCUCUCCUUGUACUGACUUGGGGAAUAGAUACUAAAGAGCGACCGUUCAAAUGUCUCAAGUGCCGAAGCACCUUCGUGAGGCGAGAUCUCCUUCUACGGCAUGAUCGUACAGUCCAUGCAAAAGAUGGGGGCGUGCCCUUGCACAGCGAAGUUAAGAGGAGGUCUACCAAGAACUCGGCUUCGGCCGGCCCGGCGAAACCGUCGAUAGCUAUCGAGCAGGCAGCGAUCGAGCAGUUGGAGGGUGAUGGGGGCAUGGUUGAUUUGGAGACAGCUGCUGCGUUAAUGACGGAGUUACAUUAUGCCGCAGCGGCAGCUAUUGUGGAUCAUGAACAGGAGAUGCUGUUGCAAGAAAAAUCCAGACGCUCGAUGUCCUCGAAUCCUGAGUCUGUGUUCGAUCCCAAUGUGUCUUACGCGUCUGGUGCGAUUCCCGUACAAAACAUGUCCACUUGGGAUCCGCCAACGCCUUCUUCUACAGCGGGCCCCGAACCGCCCAGAAGCCACUACAUGUCCCACUCACAGUCCUCGCAAGACUCUUGUGUGUCCUGGAGUUCAAACAGCCUGCAGAUACCUUCAUCGGCCAGUAGCGUCAUGGAGCGGUCGCUUUCGGCUGAUCCUGGACAUAGCGCGACCGUGACCCCGACAUCGUACGCCUCGCCUCACCCAUUGUUCACUGGCCCCUCUUCCCCUGCAAACCAUAGUGGGUCGAGCGCUUCACAAGCAGCCCCUCCACCAGCCCCGCCAUCAGUAGAUAGCGAUCAUGAACGCAAUAUGGUUCUAGAUAACAUUCGUGAAAUCGAUGAAGAGCGAGCUGUUCUAGACAAAUUCCGCUUGCCUAGUAGAAGUGGUUUGAAUAGAUAUCUAGCUGCGUACUUUAAUCUUUUUCACCACCAUCUCCCGUUCCUGCAUACAGGAUCGUUUAACCCCUCCACGCUAGCCCCGCCUUUGUUGUUGGCUGUGUUGUCCAUCGGAGCGUUGUAUACCUUUGAAAAGGAGCAAGCGUAAGUCCACCCGUCAUCCACCCUCUAUCAUCAUCACCACGAGCCCAAUUGGAAAUCUGACUAACUCUUCUGAAACAAUCUUCUUUAUUUAUAGUUACACUCUCCAUAUGUCAUCCAAGGUUCUUGUGAACAAUUUCAUUGCUCGCCAUCAUGAAUUCAACUCGCGCAAUUGUCCGCUAUGGACCACCCAAACGCUGCUGCUCAAUAUGGUCUUUGCCAGCUGGAGUGGCGAUCCAAAGGGUUUGGAUUGGGCUUGCUCUAUUAGGGAUUUACUCGCUAAUGUAAUUACGAUGCACCCCCGGUUAUUGGCUUGAAGCGAAUUUACUAAUAUAGACUCGCAGAUCGUUGCUGGUGGCAGAUACGAACUGCAAGUCCGGAUGGACCAACGUGGGGACGAGAUGCCUACUCGUGAGGAAUGGAUCCUCGAGGAGGGCAGCAAGCGAACAUACUAUGCCAUCUACGUCUUCUUUGGUCUCUUGACCUUGACAUACAACCACAUACCGGCCAUCGCCCAUGACGAGUUCGACACACUUUCUCUGCCUUGUUCUGAGACUUUGUGGAAUCUCGAUGGCUCCGAUGACCAGGCCUGGAGAGAGCACUUGUCCAAUGCUUCCAUGCCCACCUUCAAGGAGGCACACACCGGCCUUAACAAUGGCGAAAUUCCUCAAUAUAGCGUGUUUGCCGCCCGUGUUAUCAUCAAUGCUCUGUUCCUUGAUGUGUUGGAGCUCAAACGCAAUGUCGAGAUUGUUGAGAGUGUUGUCUCCGAGUAUCGCGAGAGACUCAGUGUCGCGCUAGAAACCUGGCACAGAGCCUUGGAGUACUGCACACCGGAGACGAUGAUCGUUUCUCUCACGGCCCCUCAGAAAGGACAUCCUUUGGUGUUCAACAGCAUGGCUAUGUACCGUUGCGCCAUGGCAAGACUCGAGGUGGAUCUUGUUUCUAUCCAAGAGGCUCUUCGCUACCAUGUUCCUGAAGAUGUCGCUUCUGUCAUGACGUCUGCAUCCGGGUUAAUUCCUCGAUCGGAAGCAAUGACGAAGGUCAUUCAACAGUGUUUUGAAUGUUUUCAGAUCCCCGCGUUGAUGGGAAUCCGCUGGGUUGCGAGAACUUCUGCAUUGAACUGGAGUGUAGAGCACCCGCUCUGCGGCUUUGAGCUGAUGUUGAUUCUCAGUCUUUGGCUGUACCGGCUUGAAGAGGAGAUGGAAACCGACCCACCUACCGAGGAGGAAGAGGCUAUGCUGACCAAGGUCCGAAAUCUGUUUGAUGACGAUUCUGUGGAGCUGUAUGGAUCCAGACUCAGCGCUGCGGUUGCCAUGGUCUGGGGAGGCAUGAUCGAUGAGGUUGUUGUUUGGGGGUAAGUGAUGUUUCUAUUUCCACUACCAUCCGGUUGGAAUGUGCUGACAUAUGCUCUCUCUAGAAUCACGAAACUGCUGGGUGAAUCAUUUAAAUUGCACUCGCACACUCUUGCGCUUAGCGAUGACAUUGGGAUGACUUCGUCCUCAUCACCGUCCUCAUCUGCCACACCCGAGGCAGAGGAUUUGGACAGCGAGAUGGAAUGAACCCGCUCACUUCCUUUGGGAAGAGCAAAGACAGUUGAGCCACGAAACUAUGCGGAUGAUUAAUCAAACCUCUAUUUAUGACCGUCACGAAAUCUUUUCCUUCAUAUCCUCUUUUUUUUCUUCUCAUCUUCCCAUCUCAUUUUAUUAACAUUUCGUUUCUAGUACCUUUUUUCCCGAGACUAUUUUAUUAACCCCUUCCGCGAUUCCCCUUUCUUUUACCAAAAAAAAGACAAAAAAAAUUCCGAUCGCCCCCUUUUUUCUUUUUCCCUGUUUAAAAAAAUCAUACCUGGCUUUUGUGAAUAGUUUUUGUUCUGCGUUUACUUUUUGUUUUUACCCCACAUCUCAGUUAAAUGGCGUCUCCGGCUCGGUUCUGUCUAUGGUUUUCAGCAUGGAUUGAACGAUUAGUUUAAUAACCUUUCCUUCUCCUUUCUAGUUUUAUCGGACGGUUUUUUGAACAAAAGGUUUGUUUGGUUUUAUUCGCUUGUUUUUCCCCUCUUGCACCUUUCGCAAAAAUGAAUAGGGCUUUUUAUUAUAUCCAACUAUUUACUUGUUCGUCUCGGUUUUGAACUUUGCUCUUGAAUUCUUUGUUUUGAGUUUUACACGCGAAAGAUCGGUUGGGGGGUUUAGUUUAUGUUUUUUUUCCUCUUUUUUUCUUUCCUUUGGAAAUUUGGUCGUUUGAUUUUGAGCUUGCUUUAAAAUAGGGUUCCGGAUUUGGACAGGAUGGAAUGGAAACAUUUUUUCUAUAUACUUAUUUAUUAUCAUCUGUCUUUUAUAUAUAUCAUAACUGUU
Molecule: messenger RNA, 4034 nt
Organism: Tuber aestivum (summer truffle)
Lineage: Eukaryota; Fungi; Ascomycota; Pezizomycetes; Pezizales; Tuberaceae
Source: the annotation of a GenBank genome assembly